Messenger RNA from Schistosoma rodhaini, 5684 nucleotides. Lineage: Eukaryota; Metazoa; Platyhelminthes; Trematoda; Strigeidida; Schistosomatidae. The record is from the annotation of a GenBank genome assembly.
GAUAUACAAAAAACGUGGCUUUUUUGACUAGCGUGCUACGUCCUUACAGAUGGCAGCUGUUAUUCAAGACCCUUCUCGCCAGAUUACGAAACCGGAACUAGUAUUCAAAAUCGAUGGACUCUCUUGUGGUGUAAAUGACGCGAUCUUUAUCCCUGGUAGAGACUCCAUCGUUACAGGAUCAGAGGAUCGCACUUUGAGGAUAUGGGUCAGGAGAGACACUGGGAAGUUCUGGCCAACAGUUAUUGAGUUGUUACCCAGUCCCGUUACGUGUAUCACGUAUUCUGCCGAAUCACACAGGUUAUUCGUCGGUUUGGAGAAUGGGACGGUUGUAGAAUAUGACGUUGCUGAAGAUUUGAAUCAUAUUGAACACAAAAGAGACUAUCUCUCCCAUACUGCUAGAAUAACUGGGAUCGUCUGCACUCCAGAUAUGGGUUGGGUUGUAUCUGCUUCAAAAGAUCGUACUGUCGCAUGGUAUUCGACCAAUAGUGGUAGACGUAUAUGUGAACAUAUUUUAGAGCACUCAGCCAUGUGUUUGGAAUAUGAUGUUGGCUCACACUACGUGUUUGUUGGUGAUAGCAGCGGUCGCAUUACUUUACUGAGCAUUAAUCAAGUCAAUGGUCAAGUAAUGUGUCGUGUAAUUCGUGAACUCCGUGGCCAUGAGCAGUCAGUAUCCUUUCUGGCUUGGGAUAGUAUAAAUUCCCGUCUAUUUUCUUGUAGCGCCGACCAUUCUGUUAUUUUCUGGGAUAUUGGCGGAGCUAAAGGUUCAUCUUUUGAGUUGCAAGGACAUUCCAAAGAAGUGUCGUCAAUAUGUUGGUGGAGUACGGGUGCUUCUUCUGCAAAUGUCAAGGACAGUAAGUACAAAGGACUACUUAUAUCCGGUGGUCUUGAUGGGUAUCUGAUUUUCUGGUUUAUGGACCCUUCACGCAUAGAAAGUCCUAACUGGUCAGAAUCAGAUGUCUGUCAUAUCUGUAGCGGGCCAUUUUUCUGGAAUGUCCGCAAAAUGUGGAACAACAUGUCGGUUGGUGUGCGUCAGCAUCACUGUCGUCGAUGUGGCCAUGCUGUUUGUGACAAAUGUUCUCCUUAUCGAUCUAAUCUACCGUGCAUGGGUUUUGAAAAAGAUGUUCGUAUAUGCAGUCAAUGCUUUCCUCUAAUAACUGAUUCAGACCGUAGAAGUUUGGCUAUUUCGUUUGAUGCUCGUCAUCCUGUUACAUGUAUUCGCGUAGAGGAAUCCUUGAAUUUACUUCUAACGGUUGGGAAAGAUCGGAUUAUCAAGGUGUGGGAUAUCAAAGCUUUUUCAUCAAAUCCACAUUCAUAAACUGUAUACCCUACAAAUACUCUUUUAUGUGAUUUAUUUGAUAGGAUUAUUUUCCACCUUUCAUGGUGCAUACACCAGUGAUUUUGAAACACUUUAUUCUUCCUUAUGUUCUACGACACAUUUGAUUUUGAAAAUAUGUUUUAUUUGAAAUUAUCUAAAAAUGAUCUCAUAAUUUUGAAUAAGAUAUAUAGGCAUAAACUCUAUAAUAUAUUUACGUUUCCUCAUGAAUUUACUGUACAUAUCAAAAGUAUUUUAGUGUCUUUCUAAUGUAGUGUAAGAUGAUGCUGUAUGUAAAAUCCUUGCUUACUAAUAUUAAAGCUAACUUACCACAUAUUAUUCAGAAGUUAGUCUUAUUUAGUUUCGUUAGUUCGAUAUUGAUAGACAGGAAAAGCUAAAACUCUGCACUAGUUGAGUUUGCCAUAGUUGAAAACGGUAGCCUCCUUGUCUCGGGGCCAAACUAUGUCAUAUUAUUCACCUAACUAGAAUAUAAUGCCUGCGGGGUGGAAAAUAGUUCGUAAGAAAUAUAAGUUACAGACACGUCCUUUGAAUAAUACUGAAGGCCACGGUAGUACACAGUCAACAGGGUAAAGUACAAUUCAGUUAGUCAACUAUCUACAACGCAGGACCAGGCACAUAUAUAUAUGCAUCAGUAAAAGUUGCCACAUCUCAUUAGCACAACAAGAUGAUCACCAAAUUCACAGAAGCAGUUACUCCAAUGAUAGUAAUAUAUAAAAAAAAGAUCGUGUAUAAGGAUAUAUACAAUACAGGAAGAAAGAAUUAGUUCGUAGAAAGAAAGGUAUAGAGUAAUUUUAAUUUUCAAGCCAUUAUGUUGCAAAAUCUCUCGGACAUCAACCAUAGAGUCGUGAAGAACUAAUUGAUCCCAGUCCUGUACAGACAUGUAGGGGCUUCAAGGUGCUAGCUGUAGUUUGCGCAAGGUUAAAGUAGACAGUCACCGUUGCCUGACUUGAGCAAACAAGUUCCCUCUGGGCAACCAAAUGACUCUGAUCUGUGCUCAGAUGCCAGAUCUGCACAUUCAAACCUCCAGCUAGCAUUGCAGUGUCUGUUGAACGCGUUUUCUAGAGACCAAUCAGUUGGUAGUAGAAUCCACCCUUGAUUGGAUCCGAGCUACAACCUGUCCAAAUGUAGGAAUCGUUUCCCACCGAUCCCGUCUCACUUUGACGAAGCUUUCUAAUCAAGAAGCACAAAAUUGGGGAUCCGACCAAAUGUUGUUGCUUCAGCUCUGGUACUUAGUGAGACAUGAAUGUCAGAAUGACCAUAGGAAGAUAUCACACGGUUUUUGGAUAAAAGCAUAUAACACAAGUUUUCCGAAUCAACAGAUGGGAGUGAAUGAGUAGGAGUUCAAUAAGCUUUUGGGCACGGGUCCAAUAGAUAACAGAACUGGAUUUUAAGAUAAGACUUCCUUAAGACAACGAACUCUGUCUAUUAUCCGACCUAGAUUAGCGAGCGAACGGUCAAGCAGGCCAGUUCGCGUGGUGCACGUGGUUUCCUAAAGGCUGGUACAGAAUUCGUGUUUGGUGGUAGAAUUUAACUUUCAACCCGUCAGUUACUUCAGAUCGUUUAAACAGGACAGGCCUUCCGCCAUUGGCGAGCUGCUGUAUGAGUUGAGAAAUAAAAGAAUACACUAAAUGAGAAUAAAAGUGAGUAGAAAAAUGACGCAAUCUCAGGUAAGAACGAGUGUUACAGAAUAAUUGUAAAUAUAAUUUGCGAGAGUAAUUUCCGCGGUCAUACUGAUUUGAUUGUUAUGUGAGCUAGCAUACCGCCCGUUGGCCCAGACCAAAGCAGGACGUUAAUGUUAGUUACUUUGGUUGUUAUUCACAUAUACACAAGCUACUUGACCAUUUCAGAUGCCACGCCACCAGGAUCGAGUCUAAUUAGUCUGUAUGGCACCAACCAGUACGGUUUCUGAAAAACUAAUCAUCAUAUUGUUACUGUUUCCAUUAUAUUGCCAAAGCGGGAUUUAGUCGACCAUAACAUAGAGCUUGGCACGAAUAUGGAUUGUCCAAGGUUGCCAUACUAUGGCCGCACAAAGAAAUGGAAGUGAAUAAACGAACAGCAAUAGAAUCGACAUAUUGUAGUAGCAAUAGUAACGAGGAAGAUUGAACACUGAGGACUUGGUGCUAGAAGGCAGAAUAGGCUGUAUUCAUAGAGGAAUACUGGGACACAAGAUCUAUUUGUGCCAUUGUGACCGACUCUAAACCAUGUCACUCGAAGUCUUUAACAACUGAUGGGGGAAUUGUAGAUCAAUGUUUAUUUCGGGAAGUACUAUCUAACCCAGCUGGUGGUUUUGAACAUGUGGGAGGUGGUUGCAUUUCAUUCUGCCUAAGGUUCUCUUCCUAACGAGGCUUUCAAGAUAUCUGAUCGCUUGAAGGAAACCGUUUCCCACUAAGCCUUUUUCAUCACAUCGAAUCUAUUAUCACGAAAGAAAAAGGUGGUUGGCCUGCAAUACAUGACGGGUUUCAAGACACUAUCAAUACAUAUAUUAGUUAUUCAUACGGAACGUUAAUAAGAUAUUUGCAUUUGUCUAGUAUAUAUUUGAGAGAAAUUAGUAAGGCGAAGAGCAAAGUGAAUACAAUAAUGAUGAAUAGCAGCGGAAAACUAAAUAUUAUAAAUGUAGCUCAAAAAUGAUAGGGAUUACAAGGUAAAACUGUUACCAAUAAAGAAAGGAUAGAUAUUGGAAAUAACUGUGAUAUCAUGAGCCUAUCUAAGGUUUGAGAGUCAGUUAUCGCGCUGACACCAGUUAGGAGAUACGGACUUCGCAAUGCGACAUACACUAAAAGUCAAUUACUUUUCGUUUUGAUUUGGCUACCCCUAUUUGAUUUCCAACCUAACUACUAGUAGAGGGCACAACCUAAACAAAACCGAACGUGUUACAUAAACUGGGUAGGAUAAUGAAAGUCUAUUUCGGACAUCAGUAGAUUUAUACUCUGAUAGCUAUCACGUGUAUUACACAAAUUGUUUUAGAAAAUGAACACAACAACCGCUUUGUUUUGAAAUGCUGAGGAAACUUAGAUUUACUUUUUCACAUAAUCCAGACACACUUCACCAGGAUUUUAUUUACACCUCUGAGAAAGUUCGAGUGACUUUCAUCUGACUGAAGUUCACCCAGAAGUACUCUAUAUGAGAUAGGUUCGCACUUAAAGACGGAGGAGCAUAGAAGUUUAAUGAAAGCUACUUAUAAUUGUUUUUUGAAGCCCACCCUACCUAGGGAAGUAUAGAUUUGGGAAGAUUGUUAGCUGGGGUCGCAGCCAACUCAGAUUGCUCGACCGAUACUAAGUUUUUCUUGCCAUUGAUUGAAAUGGUCUUGAACAACUGGUGGGUACCGGAUGCAACUGUCACCAACUCGAGUACCAGGUUCGAAAGUCCUUGAGUAGGCUUGAUGAAAUUUUUCAUGUAGGUGUACUCAAACGGCACACAGUACUAUGUUUGAAACAGAAUUACUCGACAACUGGAAAGCGAAUUUAGUACGUAGACUAGAGGAUAGGUUGGAAAUAAUUAAAUGCUCGAAAAGUAGCCAAAAAAGUGACAAUGUUGUGAAGAAACACGAAGAAAGUUACCAGUUGCGCACAUGACUUUCAUGAUGCUGAGGGGUAGGGAGGGGUACGAAUUUACUUUGCAUACCGACUAUUAUGGGGAUGUACUCUAUUGUCUUGUGUGUUAAAUAUUCAAGUUAAAUGUUCAGGGGAGUGGUAUUUCCUCAAGAAAGGUAUAUGCUUCGGUUUGAGUGUAUAAACAGUGGAAAGUCAGUACUAGUAAAAAAGUAACUGCAAUCUGAGAUGGCAGAGACGGUUGUUGCUAUCCGAUAUGCGCAUUUAGGUGCUCAGCUAGCACAGCCAAAACUAUCAGAGUCCUUCAGUAUUUGUCAGGACUCAAACUUGAUUGCUUCUGGACUUAAAGGGUAGCAGAACACGAGUGAGGACAUGGUCACUUAGUUUUGCUUAAUACACGGCUUUUUGUACAGCAACACCAAUGAGAAUGAAUAUCGAGACCACAAGGUUUUUGAAUGGAUACACAUGAAAACUGGUCGAACUGACAAACAGAAAACAAACUUCUACUGCUUCGUCGGAAUUUGUAUAGUGGUCAGUCAGUCAUUUACAAUUGUAACCGUUGUUGUUCAAACUACGACCCUGCUGUUUGAACGGAAACCAAUAGUUUUUCUCAGGGAACACUACUAGAUUUUUUAAUUCACAGGUCUGAUCCCGGAUCUAGUGAAUCAACGCUACAAAACAUUCUUAUUAUAGCUUGUGGCAACAGUAAGCUUAUAUGCCAACAAACCUAGUGGUGGUACCACGUGACUAAUUUAAAUAAAGUUAGUGCUAUAGUACGAACUAUGCAGCUGGAUACAUGAUGA